Molecule: messenger RNA, 567 nt
Organism: Nanorana parkeri
Lineage: Eukaryota; Metazoa; Chordata; Amphibia; Anura; Dicroglossidae
Product: discs large homolog 1-like protein
Exons: 4
Coding region: 1-567 (188 amino acids)
Molecular function (GO): protein binding
Source: RefSeq, a predicted model, not a curated record
AUGGAUUUCGGUGUGAGCAUUGGUUCUUGCAUCUGUACGCAACAUGUAGCCCCAGCAAUGGCUGAGCGAGUGGUCCAUGAGGGUACCAGAACAGAGGUGUGGAUGCUGCGACGGAACGCAGAAGACUACAAGUCCCACGAUGCUGUGCGCUGUUACCUCCCCCACGUGGGGGCCGUCCGGCUGCUGAAACAGAAAGUGUGGGACAGCAUUUCAGCUUCAGCCCUUGUUGGCUUGUCAGACCUGCAGGCAGGUAGCAGAAAGGAAACAGCCAUGGGAUCCCGGGCCGUUGUGGAGGAGAUCCAGCUCACCAGAGGGCCGUCAGGCCUAGGGUUCAACAUUGUGGGUGGCACAGACCAGCAAUACGUGUCUCAUAAUGACAGUGGCAUAUACGUUAGUAGCAUCAAGGAGAAUGGAGCUGCCGCUGUGGAUGGCAGACUGCAGGAGGGAGAUCGGAUACUAGAGGUGAACGGUAUUAAGCUAGAAAAUCUUUUGCACAAAAAUGCAGUGGAACUCUUCAGGAAUGCUGGUGAACAUGUGGUAUUAAAGGUUCAGCACCAGGUACGUUAA